This is a messenger RNA of Dibothriocephalus latus, 606 nucleotides long. The record is from the annotation of a GenBank genome assembly. Lineage: Eukaryota; Metazoa; Platyhelminthes; Cestoda; Diphyllobothriidea; Diphyllobothriidae.
AUGCGUAGUUCCAGUGAGAUAUCGAAUGGGACACGACUUGAUCGCGGCACUCUUCUCUCUUCCAGUCUGAGGGAUCAAACAGCCCCCCGAACAACAACUGCUACUGGUGCUGCCAAUUCAGUCCGCCUAAAUCCAGACGACUUUUUAACCCGAGAACAAAAACUCUGGAAUCUGCGGCCUGCUCCACUGAAGACUCUUGAAGAUUCGACACCGAGAAUUGCAGUAAGCACUGGUGCCUUGUCCUCUGCUGAACUAGUUCGGGCACCAAAGGCGCCUCAGGCCAUCACUGACCCAACUACCUCAUCGAACCCACGUCCAACUCCACGCUUGAGUAAUCGAAAGAGUCCACAGGACUGUCUAGUACGCAUUAAUGGUGACACACAUAUUAUCCCUGAUCCACAGGAGCUGCGGGCUAAGGAAGUACCGAAGGGAACUUCGGCCGAGAGCAGCAUCAAGAUGGCAGACUGCGACGCCACAGAUUCUGAGGCCUUUGACGCUCAGAUUGGUUGGUGGCCCAGCGUGCCAUCGGCUGCCAAGUCGGAACGCGGUUCACUCAGCAGCGCGGAGUGCAUCGCGCUGGCAGCGGGUCAUUUUGACGUGAAUGAG